Messenger RNA from Arvicola amphibius (Eurasian water vole), 489 nucleotides. RefSeq names its product ATPase H+ transporting V0 subunit e2 (gene Atp6v0e2). Bases 1 to 246 code for a protein of 81 amino acids. The record is from RefSeq and is a predicted model, not a curated record. Gene Ontology annotation, cellular component: proton-transporting V-type ATPase, V0 domain. The transcript has 4 exons. Gene Ontology annotation, molecular function: proton-transporting ATPase activity, rotational mechanism. Gene Ontology annotation, biological process: proton transmembrane transport. NCBI's taxonomy places the organism in Eukaryota, Metazoa, Chordata, Mammalia, Rodentia, Cricetidae.
AUGACAGCACACUCCUUUGCCCUGCCAGUCAUCAUCUUCACCACGUUCUGGGGCCUCAUCGGCAUCGCUGGGCCCUGGUUCGUGCCCAAAGGACCCAACCGCGGGGUGAUCAUCACCAUGCUGGUAGCCACUGCUGUCUGCUGUUACCUCUUCUGGCUCAUCGCCAUCUUGGCCCAGCUGAACCCCCUGUUUGGACCACAGCUGAAGAAUGAGACCAUCUGGUAUGUGCGUUUCCUGUGGGAGUGACCAUGAGAGUGACCAGCUGGCUUCAGGCCCCAGGUGCGCUGCUGUGGAUGGCCCAGCCUUGAUACCCCUGGAGACCCUGCAUUCCCACUGGCCCCGCCCAUCAGCCGUCCCUUCUUUGUUCUCCGUGCCAAUGCUGUGGGAUCCACGCCUCCAGAACCAGCCUGGUUUCAACUUCCCAGCCAUUAGGGGGCCUCCAUUUGGGGAAGCCUUGGCUCAGUCCGGCCACAGCAGCGGCCAACCUGU